AUGCUGGUUCAUUGGAUGAACAUCGGUCCGGAUGCGAACUACCAAUUCCUGGAGUUCUACAGUGGUUCUGGCAGGAUUACGAAGUUGGCAGGUUUUGUUGGCUACGAGAGUGUGGCUUUUGAUAUUCAGUAUGGGGAGUUGUUGGCGAACCAGCACAUGAAACGAUCGGCCAUGGACAUAAAUAGCAACGCGGGGAUGACGAUAGCAGUUUCACUGCUACUGCGAAGCAGACUGGAUGAAGCUCUGGCGUGGUUUGCGUGCUGCUGCUCUUCAUUUGUCCCUGCCAAUCGUGGCACGAGCCAAAGAAGCUUUCUUACAUGUAUGGGAUGCGAGGAGGUUCCUUCAGUAAGACGGGGCAGCAAGAUGUUCAGCCGGAGCAUCAUUCUGAUGGUCAUUGCUAUAGCGGCUGGAAUGACAAUUUGCCUCGAGAACCCCCAAAACAGCCUCAUAGGCAUGCACGAGAAGUUUAUUUGGCUGGUCCGCCUCCUGAUGGUGUAUCCCUUCAUCUUUGCGCGGCACAUUGUGGAGCUCAUCCCAACAAUGCUGAGAGGCCCUGUACCCAUCUUCCACCAGCCAUGUGCCAGCAGAGUAGAAGCAGAUUCG
Messenger RNA from Symbiodinium pilosum, 603 nucleotides. The record is from the annotation of a GenBank genome assembly. NCBI's taxonomy places the organism in Eukaryota, Dinophyceae, Suessiales, Symbiodiniaceae.